Molecule: messenger RNA, 1264 nt
Organism: Sesamum indicum (sesame)
Lineage: Eukaryota; Viridiplantae; Streptophyta; Magnoliopsida; Lamiales; Pedaliaceae
Biological process (GO): mitotic G2 DNA damage checkpoint signaling
Cellular component (GO): nucleus
Molecular function (GO): chromatin binding
Source: RefSeq, a predicted model, not a curated record
UCCGGAAAUUCAUUUCGGGAAAGCAAAACCCUUUUUUCCGCCGAAUUGGGGGAGUUCGUGGCCGAAUCUUUCUCUCGCGAACGAGCACGGAGAGAAGACCAGUGAAAGCAGAAAUGCCUGCGACCUUCAUAGCCGUUCAGUGUUUCCAAUGCUCUACCAUGCAGGUGAAGCAGGAGAAAAAGAGCAGCAAAAGGUGGAGCUGCGUGGUGUGCGAUGAGAAGCAAUCUGUGCGGAAGGUGUUUGCUCAGGGUUCCAUGGCCAAGGACGUGCGCCACUUCGUCCAGAAUUUCAACAUGUCUCGAGAAUUAUCCGACCAGAAACAGUUUCUCUUGGAAGAAACGGAAACUAUCAAUUCUCCCAUCGAUGAUCAGAAGAGGACGAAGAAAAGGAACGAUUGGACAGAGUACGUUGAUGAUCAGGAGGAACAUUGCACAAAAUACGAUGAAGAUAGAACGCUGUCGGAAGUGGAGGAGAUUGUCGUGACAGAGAUGCCCAAGGCCCUGUUCAAGAAACCGAAAUUGAAGGGCUAUUCUUCCAGUGGAGAUGGGGCAGAAAAGCGUUUCAAGCCACUGUUUCUGAACAGAAACAAUGCCAAAAGGCAUCAAAAUGAUCAUUCUCAAGGUAUACAGUACACUGAAAUUCAACAAACAUCUUGUGGAAGAACUUCCAAGAAGAGACAUCAAGACAUUUUUCCUGAUGACCAAGCUAUCACGUUACAUACAUCAGAGAAAGCUUUGAAAUGGAACCAAUUGAGAGCACAAAUUCAAGAAAACAACAGCAAUGCAGCUAACAUGGAUAUGGAGGAGCCAUGUUUACAACAACCAGUAAAAGGGGCAAAGAGAUCAAUUUCAAAGUGGAACGGUUACAUUGCACAAGAUGACAACAAUUAUGCAAAUGGGACACCAACAGCAGAAAAGGGACCAGUUUCUAAGUGGAGCAGCUUCAUAACUGAGGAAGACGACUACCUCUUGGAGACAAGAGGGAGAGGAGACUCAUGGGAUGGUGUUAGCGAACAGAACAACGACUUGUUCGAGUCAAUCCUGAACGAUGAAAGAGUAGAAGAUGAUAUCCACCCUGAUUUCCUCUGAGCUUCUUGUUUUCCCUUCUCCAUUAGAUCAGACUGUGAGUGGUUGAAUUACAUAUAUGAUGCUUCAUCAGUUCACUCUGCAAUCUCAUUAUACAUUAUUUAUUUGAAAAUUACAUGUGUAAACAUUAUUGUUAUUUUUGAAUUUAUAUUUUGACAAGAUCUUAAGUUAAGUGUAUU